AUGCAGAACAACGAGAACAGCAAUGAUAAAGCAGACAGUCAGCUUCCAGUAAAUGAUAACCCCCUGCCUCCUGAUCAAAAUGGUGUAUCAUCUCUCGAGGAAGUGUCACCAAAAGUAUCUGAUCUGCAGCCUGGUAAAGCCGAUACAGGAGCAGGUGAGCAUGACAUUUCAGAGGAGCUAAGCAGGCAGCUGGAAGACAUAAUUCAGACUUACGCAUCUCCCGAUUCUGUGAGUGCUGAGAACCAGACUGGUGGAUUGCCAAAUAAAGCACAAGCAAAUGAGGAUGGAGAUACUGAGGAUGUAAAUGCAGAGGAGUCAAAAGAAGCAGGUUCCUCAUCGGAUGCCUCAUCAGCUACUUUAAAUAAAGACCAAAAACUGGAUAAGAAAAUUCUAAAAGGCUUAGGUAAAGAGGCUGCUCUCCUGCUCCAGAGCCUAAACAAGCUUAACACACCCGAGGAGAAGCUGGAAGCCUUGACAAAGAAGUAUGCAGAACUGCUGGAAGAGCAUCGCAUAGAGCAAAAGCAGAUGAAGCAGAUGCAAAAACGCCAAGUCCAACUUGUUAAAGAAAAAGACCUGCUACAAAGUGAGCAUAACAAAGCCAUUCUUGCUCGGAGCAAACUUGAGAGCCUGUGCCGGGAACUGCAGAGACACAACAAGACCCUUAAGGAGGAGACAAUUCAACGAGCUAGAGAAGACGAUGAAAAACGCAAAGAAAUCACUAACCAUUUCCAGAUAACGCUGGCAGAUAUCCAGAGUCAGAUAGAGCAGCAGAGUGAGAGGAAUACUGCGCUGUGCCAGGAAAAUGCCGAGCUGGCAGAGAAACUCAAAAGCAUUGUUGGACAAUAUGAAGUCAGAGAAGAGCACCUGGAUCAGAUAUUUAAACAGAGGGAGCUCCAGCAGAAGUUGGUGGAUGCCAGGCUAGAGCAGGCCAAAGAGCUGAUGAAAGAAGCCGAGGAAAAACAUAAGCGGGAGAAAGAUUUUUUGCUUACCCAGGCUGCAGAAUGGAAGUUACAGACCAACAUGCUGAAAGACCAAGAGACAAUAUUAAAAACACAGAUUACUCUAUACUCCGAGAGGUUUGAUGAGUUCCAGAGUUCGCUGACGAAAAGCAAUGAGGUUUUUACAACUUUCAAAAAGGAAAUGGAAAAGAUGACAAAGAAGAUCAAGAAACUAGAAAAAGACACAAACACCUGGAAAACCAGAUUUGAAAAUUGUAAUAAAGCUCUGCUGGACAUGAUUGAAGAGAAAACCAUGAGAGCGAAAGAAUAUGAGUGCUUUGUUGCAAAAAUUGAGAGGUUGGAGAAGCUUUGCAGAGCAUUGCAGGAGGAAAGAAUUGAACUAUACAAAAGAAUUAAAGAUGCUCAGACACGAGAUGUGGAGGAGCAGGAGGAGGAAGAAAUGGAACCUGAGGUCCUGGAUUCUGCUACAGCUGCCACAGAUGAAAAGUCUGUCACAGAGUCUUCUGUAAUAGAUGAAAAAAUCAUCAGAGAUCUGGAAACAGCUUUUAUGGUGACCCAUACUCUCGUGCAGACAGCAGAAGAAAGCAGGCAACAAUGUCUACAAUUAGAAGCCAGCAAAUCAGCCACUACAGGGGAAAUUCCUGCACAGUCACUACAAGACGCAGCCUGCUCAGAUUCUACAGAGCAAACCCCUUCGAAAACAAAAAUACAGCAUGUGUCCGGCAAUAAUGAUAUGGAGGAUGUAGACUAAACUCAACUGUAAAUGCUACGCAGAGAUUGUCAAUGAUUUGUGUUAGAUAAUUUACAUUUUACGUGGAUGAC
This is a messenger RNA of Hyla sarda, 1781 nucleotides long. It is a transcript of the gene TXLNB, whose product is annotated as taxilin beta. The record is from RefSeq and is a predicted model, not a curated record. Gene Ontology annotation, molecular function: syntaxin binding. The coding region runs from base 1 to 1710 and encodes 569 amino acids. NCBI's taxonomy places the organism in Eukaryota, Metazoa, Chordata, Amphibia, Anura, Hylidae. The transcript is spliced from 9 exons.